AUGGCGGAAGAUCUAGCACAGAAGCUGGACUCUACAAAACUUAGCGACGAUGCGUCGGAAGACUGGAAGAAGGGUCUUACCGUUCCCACCAAAGAUACCAGAGAGCAGACUGCGGAUGUCACCGCUACUAAAGGUCUUGACUUUGAGGACUUCAACCUCGAUCGAAAACUUCUCAUGGGUAUUUUCGAAGCCGGUUUCGAGAAGCCAUCACCAAUUCAAGAAGAGGCGAUUCCUAUUGCCCUCGCUGGCCGCGAUAUACUCGCUCGAGCUAAGAAUGGCACUGGCAAGACAGCAGCCUUCAUCAUCCCAGCCCUCCAAAAAGUCAGCGCGAAGAACAACAAAGUCCAGGCCCUUAUUCUAGUCCCUACUCGCGAGCUGGCAAUGCAAACCUCCCAAGUCUGCAAGACCCUCGGCAAGCAUCUUGGCAUCAAUGUCAUGGUAACAACAGGUGGUACUAUGUUGAGAGAUGAUAUCGUGCGUUUACAAGAGCCUGUCCACGUUAUUGUUGGUACUCCUGGAAGAAUCCUCGAUCUUGCUGGGAAGGGUGUUGCCGAUCUCAGCGAAUGUUUCACUUUCAUCAUGGACGAAGCCGAUAAGCUCCUUUCUCCCGAAUUCACACCAGUCAUCGAACAACUACUCCAAUUCCACCCCAAGGAGCGCCAAGUGAUGCUCUUCAGUGCCACCUUCCCGAUCACAGUCAAGACUUUCUCCGACAAGAACAUGAAAGAUCCAUUUGAGAUCAAUCUAAUGGACGAACUCACUCUGCGCGGUAUCACCCAAUACUACGCCUUCGUUGAAGAGAGCCAGAAAGUCCACUGCCUCAACACUCUCUUCUCAAAACUCCAAAUCAACCAAUCCAUCAUCUUCUGUAACUCCACCAACCGUGUCGAACUUCUUGCUAAGAAGAUCACCGAGCUUGGCUACUCUUGUUUCUACAGUCAUGCCCGCAUGAUGCAAACGAACCGUAACCGUGUUUUCCACGACUUUCGCAAUGGCGUCUGCCGCAACCUGGUGUGCUCCGAUCUUCUCACCCGUGGUAUUGACAUUCAAGCUGUGAAUGUGGUUAUCAACUUCGAUUUUCCGAAAAACGCCGAGACUUAUCUCCACCGAAUCGGUAGAUCGGGACGUUUUGGACAUUUAGGUCUCGCCAUCAAUCUCAUCAACUGGGAUGACCGUUUCAACCUGUACAACAUCGAGCGUGAUCUUGGUACCGAAAUCUUGCCCAUUCCCCCAAGCAUCGAUAAGAAUCUCUACGUUUAUGAUGCUCCAGAGAACAUCCCGCGACCUGUUUCAAACUUCCAAACUGUUCAGAGCACUCGUCAACCGUCUAACCGCGAGUCUUCAUCGCGUGACCAACCACCUCAGCAGCAAGCCGGAAACCAACGCACUGGCGGGUCAGGUAACUACAACGCUGGACGAAACAACAGAACGAACCCCGGUCAAGAGCAAAGACAACCACCGAACCAACGCCAAGGUCAAGCCCAGGGCUUUUCUCGGGGCGGCGGCAAUUUUGACCAGGCUGGUCGACGAGGCGGCGGUAACCAGGGCCAACGUCAGAAUGGAUACCAAGGGCAGCGAGGCGGCCGUGAUCAAUCCACGCCGAUUCAAUAG
Molecule: messenger RNA, 1611 nt
Organism: Drepanopeziza brunnea f. sp. 'multigermtubi' MB_m1
Lineage: Eukaryota; Fungi; Ascomycota; Leotiomycetes; Helotiales; Drepanopezizaceae
Biological process (GO): cytoplasmic stress granule assembly; negative regulation of translation; P-body assembly
Cellular component (GO): cytoplasmic stress granule; P-body
Molecular function (GO): RNA helicase activity; mRNA binding; ATP binding
Source: RefSeq, a predicted model, not a curated record